Messenger RNA from Drosophila erecta, 1301 nucleotides. Its product is annotated as gamma-butyrobetaine dioxygenase. The record is from RefSeq and is a predicted model, not a curated record. The transcript has 2 exons. Bases 44 to 1285 code for a protein of 413 amino acids. NCBI's taxonomy places the organism in Eukaryota, Metazoa, Arthropoda, Insecta, Diptera, Drosophilidae. Gene Ontology annotation, biological process: carnitine biosynthetic process. Gene Ontology annotation, molecular function: oxidoreductase activity. Gene Ontology annotation, cellular component: mitochondrion.
GCAUUUGAGUCUCGAGCAGUGGGCACACAGCGACUACGUCGCCAUGUGGGUUCCGAGGUCACUGGGUCGCUCCCUGAGUCAACUGAAGAGCAUUGGUUCCGGGCCGUUUGCACGCCAAAUCAGCGCCAAGAUCGUGAAUGAAUCGAGCAUCGAGGUUCAGCCGGAGGCGGAUGGCAAGCCUCUGGUUUUCCCGGGCAUUUGGCUGCGUGACAAUUGCAUGUGCGAGGAUUGCUUUCACGGCAGCUCCAAGUCGCGCAAGCUGGACUGGGAUAGCUUCGACACCCGCAUCCGGCCAGUCAGCCUGCGGACAGAUGAGCAGUGCCAGGAAGUGCUGGUCAAGUGGAGCGAUGCACACGAGAGCAGAUUCGCAUUGAGGUGGCUAAAGGAGCGGAGUUUCGAGCCCGAUGCACAGCAGAAAUACCUGCGGGAGUUCUACAGACCCACAACUAGAAACUGGGCGGGCUCGGAGUUCCAGGAGAUUGCGCGGCACUUCAGCUACGAGGAGGUAAUGGCCCAGGACUCGGUGCUGAUGCAGUGGCUCCAGGCGCUGGCCGUCUACGGGGUGGCUCUGCUCCGGGGAGCGCCGCUGGACGAGGGCGUGGUGCGGCGACUGGCGGACCGGGUGGGCUUCAUCCGGCGCACCACCUACGGCGAGGAGUUCGUGGUGCAGGCCAAGCCGGGCGCCCAGAACUUCGCCUACCUAUCGCUGCCACUGCCCCUCCACACGGAUCUGCCCUACUACGAGUACAAGCCCAGUGUGAACAUCCUGCACUGUGUGGUCCAAACGGACUCACCUGGCGGCAGCAACAUGCUAGUGGAUGGCUUCCAUGUCGCCGACCUCCUGCGACGCGAUCAUCCCGAGGACUUUGAGCGGCUCAGCCGCGUGGUCAUCGAUUGGAACGACAUAGGCAGCGAGGAUGGCCGAGAGUUCCACAACAUCUGGCGGGCACCAGUCAUUUGCUUGGACGCCGAGGGGCGCUGCACGCGGAUCAACCACAGCGUUCCGCAGCGGGACAGUCACUUCAACGUGCCGCUCGAGGAGGUCCUGCCCUGGUACGAGUCCUACGCCCGCUUCGUGCGCCUGGCCAUCGCGGACAGCCACGCCUUCAAGACGCGUCCCGGCGACGUCCUGACCUUCAACAACAUUCGCCUGCUCCACGGACGCACUGGGUACGACGACUCCAAAGCGAGUCCGCGCUACAUUGUGGGCGCCUAUCUCGACUGGGACAUCAUCUACUCGCGCCUGAGGGUUCUGCGGAAGCGCUUGACUGCGAGUUGCCAAUAAAAAGAGAUGACAUAUU